Messenger RNA from Spinacia oleracea (spinach), 1762 nucleotides. RefSeq lists its product as uncharacterized. The transcript has 2 exons. Lineage: Eukaryota; Viridiplantae; Streptophyta; Magnoliopsida; Caryophyllales; Amaranthaceae. The record is from RefSeq and is a predicted model, not a curated record. The coding region runs from base 400 to 987 and encodes 195 amino acids.
UAGUUUUUUCCUCCUCUCAAUCGAUCAAAUUUUCGUUGUGCAUGUAAAUUUUUUUGGUGAAUAAAUCAAAUUCACCUUCAAAACUCUACACGUGAUCUUCAAAUUACUCGAUUUCUGGGUUUUGAUCUUCAAAUUUCUGGGUUUGAUCUUCAAAUUUCUGGGUUUUGAUCUAAAAAUUUCUGGGUUUUUAUCUUAAAAUUUCUGGGUUUCUGGGUUUUGAUCUUAAAAUUUAUGGGUUUUGAUCUUCAAAUUUCUGGGUUUGAUCGAUUUCUGGGUUUUGAUCUUUAACUUUCUGGGUUUUUAUCUCCAAAUUUCAGGGUUUCUUGGUUUUGAACUUACAAUUUCUGGGUUUGGAUCUUCAAAUUUCUGGGUUUGGAUCUUCAAAUUUCUGGGUCGAUUAUGUCUUCAUCGGAAGAAAAUACGCGUCGGGGUAAGAUCCUAAGCAGGUGGGUAAGGAGAUCGGAAAGGGCCAAGAGAUCGAGAAAUUGGAAGGCUGAACCAGAUUCUACAUCAUCUUCUGAAGAAUUUGACGAGUUCAUCCCUAACACAGACGAUGAAGGUCAAGAUCCGCCUGACCCGGAAAUCGAUCCAGACGGCUAUUACAAGUAUUUGAAAGGGAAGUUGCGUGCUUACAACAACCCCGCUCAGGGAUUAAGCUCUUCAAAGAAGGUGGAACCUAAAUCCACCACCUCUACAACAAUCCAACAACAACCAUCACCUGCUUGGCCAAUGAGGCCAAUGAGGCUUCCAUUUUUCUAUUGCACGCCUACCGUCGUUUUAUUUAAGGGUACAAUGCCAACUUCCCCUCCACAAGAUUCUCUAAUGAAUGAUGAAAAUUUAGUUGCGCCAGAGACGCCUAAUCAUAUAAUCUGGUCUGCUGAUCGAUCACGUGAAAGGAACCCCAAAUUUGGAGUGAGUAAUCUUGAUAGCCCCUCACCUUCACCUCCAUCGGAUAAUUAUGAUUCGGAUGAGACUCGGUCUACUUGAUUUGGUAUUAUGAGCGCUUCAAAUCCAGCUAAGUCAGGAUUUCUAACCCACUUUAUAAUUAAUCAUUGUUAUUGGGUAUUAUGUUGCUUUGUGUUGUUUCUUGUUGGUUGGGUUUCCUGUUUGGUUGAUGCUGGUUGGGUUGCGUUGUUGGUUUGGUUGCCUGUUGGGUCAAUGCUGGUUGGGUAUUAUGUUGCCUUGUGUUGUUUGUUGUUGUUUCUUGUUGGUUGGUGUUGCUGGUUGGCCUGUUGGCUUUCUUGUUCGCAUGCCUCCUGUUGUGUUUCUUGUUGGGUUGAUGUUGCUGCUGCUUGUUGUUGGCUUCCAUGUUGUCAGUUGCCUGUUGUCAGUUACCUGUUGUUAGUUGCAUGUUAGUUGUCUGAGUCACAGGGAGGUUAAAUGAUGAAACAAAAUAAAAAUAUUCAAUGGAUGUUUGAGGGAUCAUGGUGCUUGCUACCAAAUUGGUGCACCUAUUUCUAAAUUGUGUGAUCGUCACAUGAGUUAGAUUGGUGUUCCCAAUUUACGUGAGGCAACACUUCUGUUAUGCUCACAUCCAUUAUGUAAUGCUCAAUGAUGGAAUCCUGAGAGCUUUGUCAUUAAACAGAAGUGUCGAUCAUAAAUAGGAAUAACAUGAAAUCAGCAAUGCCUAAUAAGGUGCUCCAUUCCAUUCAUUUACCAUCUAGUUUUUUACAAAAGUAGUUGGAUUUACAUUCAUUUACCAACUGGUUUACCUCUAAUUUCAUCACAAAAACUAAAAGUUUUCUACAUCUUCACAAAAUGU